AACGCUGUGUUAUUGUGCGAGGUUGUUAACAUGAGAGCCGUAUUCCAUAUCCUGUCCGUGCUGUGCCUGGUGGUGGCUGCUGUCCACUCGUUCGAGGAUAUUGCACCCUUCAAAAGCUAUCCGGCCAAUUGCAAGGAUGCCAAGGCCAAGAAAAAUGGCAUCUAUAAGAUACAAAUAAAAGGCAGUGAGCCCUUCAACGUUUAUUGUGAUGCCAAACUGAACGGCACCGGCUGGUUGGUAAUCCAGCGACGUGUUGAUGCCAACAUUAACUUCUUCCGCAAUUGGUCCGCCUAUCAGCAAGGCUUUGGAGAUCUGGAGGGAAGUUUCUUCAUUGGCCUGAAUAAGUUGAAUGCCCUGACUGCAGCAACGGCCAAUGAAUUGUAUGUUUAUCUCGAGGACUUCCAUGGUCAAAGUCGUUUUGCCAGAUACGACACGUUUGCCGUUGGCAACGAAGCCAAUCGCUAUGGCCUAAAUACACUUGGAUGGUAUUCCGGCAAUGCUGGCGAUUCGCUCAGAUAUCAGCAAUACAUGAAGUUCAGCACCUACGACAUGGACAAUGACAAUAGCACUAUCAACUGUGCCGCACAGUACUCCGGUGCCUGGUGGUACAACAGUUGCAUGUAUAGCAAUCUGAAUGGACAAUACUUGGGAGGCGAGUAUGGACAAGCUCUUGCGGGCCGUGGCAACAGCUGGGCAACUUGGCUAGGAAUCAAUUAUGCGUACAAGACCGUGCAAAUGAUGAUCCGACCAUUGAAAUAGAUAUAUUUUUAUAUAUAUAUAUUCCACUUCUCAACUCUUACUUUUAAGAUUACAAUAGAUCUGCUUCUGUACGCACAAA
Molecule: messenger RNA, 838 nt
Organism: Drosophila grimshawi
Lineage: Eukaryota; Metazoa; Arthropoda; Insecta; Diptera; Drosophilidae
Product: ficolin-2
Exons: 2
Coding region: 31-759 (242 amino acids)
Source: RefSeq, a predicted model, not a curated record